Messenger RNA from Microdochium trichocladiopsis, 2136 nucleotides. RefSeq names its product Sec1 family superfamily protein. The transcript has 5 exons. NCBI's taxonomy places the organism in Eukaryota, Fungi, Ascomycota, Sordariomycetes, Xylariales, Microdochiaceae. The record is from RefSeq and is a predicted model, not a curated record. Gene Ontology annotation, molecular function: syntaxin binding. The coding region runs from base 1 to 2136 and encodes 711 amino acids. Gene Ontology annotation, cellular component: secretory granule; plasma membrane. Gene Ontology annotation, biological process: intracellular protein transport; vesicle-mediated transport.
AUGGGGAUCUCAAUUAUCCAGGAGCAACGCGACUUGCUCCUCGGUACGAUCAAGCGCAUUACAUCUGGCGACUGGAAGGUUCUGGUUCUUGACGAAACGUCCAAGCGCAUUGUGGACAAUGUUCUCAAGGAGGAUGACAUCUUGAAUCACAACAUCGCAAACAUUGAGCAGAUCGAAGAGCGGAGGGAGAUGAACCCUACAAUGGACGCCAUCUAUCUGUUGUCGCCACAAUCACAUAUCGUGGACUGCCUGCUUGCGGACAUAGAUCGUCGGAGAUACCGACGAUGCUUUCUCGUAUGGACUACAGUCCUCGAUCCCCAGCUUAGGCGCAAGAUCGACACGUCACCAUUCGCGAAACAAGCCAUUGCAGGCUUUGAAACACUCUCCGUCGAUUUCUUCCCGCGAGAGUCCAACCUUGUUACUUUCAGAGACCCAUGGAGCUUUCCUAUUCUAUACCAUCCUGCCUGCAACGCUCUCAUUCGGAAGCACAUGGCCGAUUUGGCGCAAAAGAUCACUGGAUUAUGUGUAUCGCUUGGAGAGUAUCCCAAGGUCCGGUACUAUCGGCCCAGAAACGCCACUCACGAGGCGAGCGUACUCUGCUCCCAUCUCGCACGGUUCAUCUCCGAAGAGCUGGACGAAUACGCGCAGUGGAAUCCUGACUUUCCGCCACCAAGCUCACGCCCACAGGGUGUCCUGCUUGUCACCGACCGGUCUAUGGAUCUGAUGGCGCCUCUGAUCCACGAAUUUACCUAUCAAGCCAUGGCAUUCGAUCUUCUCCCAAUAAAGGAUGGCGACAAGACCACCUUCCACAUGACAGUCAAUGAAAACACACCAGAGGCGGAAGAAAAAGACCUGGAACUAAGCGACAAGGAUAAAGUUUGGGUGGACAACCGCCACAGGCAUAUGAAAGACACGAUCGACAAACUUAUGGGUGACUUUCAGAAGUUCCUCGACCAGAACCCCCACUUUCGCGACUCGAACAAUGCGACAAGCCUGAACGCUAUCAAGGACAUGAUGGCCGGACUGCCCCAGUUCCAAGAGAUGAAGGAGACGUACUCACUACAUCUUACCAUGGCACAGGAGAGUAUGAAUAUCUUUCAGAAUCACAAGCUUAAUGAGAUGUCGCCAGUCGAGCAGAACAUGGCAACGGGCACGGACGAGGACGGUCGGAAACCCAAGAACGUCCUGGAUGAAGUCGCUCGGUUGCUCGAUGAUGAAGCAGUAAGGCCUCCCGACCGGUUGCGUCUUAUCAUUAUGUAUCUGCUAUACCGCGACGGCGUCAUCUCAGAAGACAUCAAGAGGCUUCUCGCUCAUGCCGCCCUCCCUCAAUCGGAUGGCGAGGUUAUCUCGAAUCUGGAGUUGCUAGGAGGACGUACGACUCGAGGGCUCAAAGACCCGAAAAGGGAGCUGCCACCACUGUUUCCACCCGAACCCAAGCAAGUUGUCGACGAGGACAGCUACCUGUCUCGCUUCAAUCCUGCGACAAAGACCAUGCUUUUGAACCUAUGCAAGGGCACGUUAGACCAAACGACCUUCCCAUACGUCAAGCCACCUCUCGACCCGAAUGAGGAUGCCCUGAUAGGGCAAGGAUCGCUGCGAGCCGCGAAACCGAGCUGGGCUGGCGCUGGUCGGCGUACUGCGGACAAUAAGCAAAGGAUCAUUGUGUUCAUGGCUGGUGGUGCCACCUUUUCGGAAGCCCGGGCUUGUUAUGAAGUAGGGGCGAGUAUGGGACGCGAGGUCGUCUUGGCCAGUAGUCAUAUGCUCACCCCGGCCCUCUUUGUCCGCCAGCUUGGCGAUCUGAGCGUAGACAAACGCCGCCUAGAUCUCCCUAUUGAGCGACCUCCUCCAAGAGCACCAGCUCAUCUGUUUGAGCGACCAGCCCCGCCCAUGAGCUCGCAGCCACCAGGCGGACAAGGUGGCCCAGGCCGGCCGGGUGUGCCCGGAGGUCUUCCCACGAGACCGGCUGGGGUCGCUCCUCCUCAGCCGCCAACACAGCAGAUGGGCAACAUGACCCUGAACUCGCGACCAAACGGCGCAGGACACCAGCCCAGCGCAUCUGUGUCCUCCGUGGACAAGCCGCAGAAGCUCGAGAAAGAGAAGAAGAAGCGGCACUUCCUGGGCCUCAAGAAGGGCUAG